Messenger RNA from Meriones unguiculatus (Mongolian gerbil), 5610 nucleotides. It is a transcript of the gene Gphb5, whose product is annotated as glycoprotein hormone subunit beta 5. Gene Ontology annotation, molecular function: hormone activity. The transcript has 6 exons. NCBI's taxonomy places the organism in Eukaryota, Metazoa, Chordata, Mammalia, Rodentia, Muridae. Gene Ontology annotation, biological process: G protein-coupled receptor signaling pathway; regulation of thyroid hormone receptor signaling pathway. The coding region runs from base 4038 to 4430 and encodes 130 amino acids. Gene Ontology annotation, cellular component: extracellular region; cytoplasm. The record is from RefSeq and is a predicted model, not a curated record.
CAUUCCCAACUGAGAAGAAUAAAGCUAAGCUUUAGACUAUUUGAAGAUGUGAUUAGAGCUGUCUGUCUAAACUCACAGGGCAACUUCUGAGGAGAAACAAAACACUCAUUUUCCUUUUUAACCAAAAGUGACAAUGUGACAUCUGUCAUGUUGUGUGUGGUGAUGAGAAGCUAGCCCAGGUAACCCGAUUGUUGCACUAUGUGACAUAUUUAAGGACAUACUUGCUGCAUUUGCAGCAGCCCCCUGUCUGACCCUCCCUGGGCAAUCCUGUGUCGCUCAUUGUGAGUUAACUGUGGCAAACUCAGCUCUGUUAUAUUUUGUUUGCUUCAUAGUUUCCAGAACUAUAUAUAAAUAUAUUUUUUCAAUAGCAGAUACUGUAGUUAGUGAGUGGGGCCCCCUCUAACCUUAUCCCUACCAUAUUGGCUUCAGGGAUGGGACUGAGAGUGCCCUUGGAAGAAGAGGAAUUAAAGUAUAACCCUGUGAUUGAGAAUGAUGCCCAGGCUGCAGGCUGUGUGAGUGAAAUGACCGUCUCCUCUGGAUCAAGCAUCCGCUCCUCAUUGCGCUUCUGUCCCCGUCUCCCUCCUUCCGUGUUUAGUUACUGUCCUUUGCAAUUUUGACUAUAUUUUGCUCUUCCUGACAUUGACUGUUUUUUUUAAUAAAAUAAAAAUUAAAGAAAUAAAUAAUCCCCUGAAUGUGACUGGAUGUGAGAGCGGGGCUAAGCUCCUCCUCUUUGGGCUCUUUGCCUAAGUGGCAGCGUCAUGCCGGUUCUGAACCUCCUGAUUGUGCACCUCCUAUGCGGGCGACAGUCCAGGGCGGACCUAGGGAGUGCUUGUAAUGGCAUCUGCUAAGCUGAACACACGGUCGCAGGCUCAAUCACAUUACGAGAAGGGAAAUAAAGUACAGAACUUUAAAAGCUGUUGUAAGUUUUUGUAGGGGCGGGGGAUGGGGAGUGGUGUGCAGCUGGGAGGCUGGUAUUGGCAUCACUAAGUGUUCCAAAGGUCUUGUUUUCCCUGCUUUGUUUUUCCUCUUAAUUGGAUGCACUGACCUGGCCCAGAAAACGUCCUCCUUUGAUGUUAUUACCAACAUUUCCACAAAGUGACGGUCCCCUGUCUCGGAAAGGUGGCAGCAGAUCUGAUCAGUGACAUUUUCUUUGCACACGAAUAUAUUUUUGUAUUCUCGCUCAGAAGCUUCUCUGUGUGGCGUUAGGGAGUGAGCCAAACAGGACUUUUGUAACCAGUCUACCGGCAGUGCAUUUUAUAUCCCCUACAUUUAAUUUUGAGAACUCGAAAGAAGGGUGGUGUGUCUCGAGAGGAAGAAGAACAGAGCUAGUGGAAUGCUCAUUUUGCUGCUGCUUGUGCACGAUAGCGGCCGUAGUCUUCUGGAAAUGAACACCCCGUAUGACGACGUCUGUGAAUAUAGGUGUUCUUUUCUCCCCCUCCUCUCCUUUCCUCCCUUCUCUCUUCCCCAUCCUCUUCUCUAUUUUCUUUCUUUCUCAACCCAUCCUUUUUAAAAAAUCACCUACUGUAAAUAAGUUGUAAUCUGAACCUCAUGUACUAAUGGGGAACUUUCAAAUAUAAAUAUUACCAAUACGCUUUCUUGUCUGGUUUUUGAUUGGAGUGUAGUGAGAAUGACAUGUCCGGUCCCUUUGGUUUGAGCAUUUCAUUUCCACUUCAGCCUCUCCUAUUCCUCAGUUCAUUGUUGUGGCAGGAGAGGGCAGCAAACGUUCAUUUUUUCCCUGCUAGGAAGCUGCCGUUCUUGAUCGGUUUUGAACUUAGCUACGACAGAAUGGCAGCGGAGGCUUACGCCCUUGGAAGCCUCCAGUGGCUCACAUGUGAAUAUCAGACUAUCACUCUCCUCCUUGUUAGUGUGACAUCUUUUCUCCACCUCGGGUUUUUGGCAUUUUGAUUGGCCCCUGGCUGAAGAUGGCCUCUGAAGAACUCAAGCACUGUAAAUCAUUCCCCAAGGCGGCAGUGAAUGUUCAUCAAGAUGAACAUGGAAGCAAGUGAAGGAAGAUGCUGGGGGCCUGUGCUCACCCACCUCUCUGUGUGCCGCCCCAGGAAGUGACUUCAGUGGUGGGAACCCCAGUGUGGGUGGAAGGGAAGAUGGUGGAUGCGCAGAUAUUCUAGAAAGAGUUCAAAGUUACCUUUGUAGUCACAGGCCCGACCUCUGACUCUGUGCCGAGACAGGUGGCACGGCAGAGUAUUAGCAUGGCAAAAUGUGACACCCAACCACCUUAACACGGCACUCCAGGCAGCCGCUUCUGUUGGCUACAGUUGUGUAGAGGGUUUGGAGAAACCCAUUUGCCAUCCCUGUCUUGUUAAAGGCUGUAGAAAUAGGUGGUCUAAACAGUGAGCGAGCCUCCAUUUCUUUCGAUAUAGAAGGAGAAAAUGAGAACCCUCUAUGGCAGUGCUGAAGAGGUGAGACAGAUGCAUGCCAACGUCCCUCAGAGUCUAGCUGCCUUGGAGGAACGCACUUGGUAACUACAGAGGUCAUCCCUGGGCCAUCAGUGAUGGGUGUAGAAGACUCUGGUGCUGGAGCACACUGCAUUAACAAGCAGUCGGGGACAGUGGGAGCAGAGGACUCUUGGCCUCCCUUUCCUGUCUCUUUUUUGUGAGAUUUCAGGCCAGUAUGGACGUGCCAAAUCUAAAGGGUCUGUGAAGGAAGAUGUUGCUCAGACAGCGGUUCUUAUUUGCUGUCUGUUUCUUGGCCCAGGAAAUUAGAAAGAUCAAAGUCAGGAGAGCAGCCUGUCCCCAGAGUGUCCUGGAUCUGGCUGUCCUGUGAGAAGACUGAAGAGCUGAAGAAAGUCCUCUGUCCAACCCAGAUUCCACCAUCUAUAAAAUCACCUGAUUCCAGGGAUGGGUGAUUGUUGUGUGUUCUGGAAGAACAAGCUUUUAACAAGUGCUGUAUUUAUUAAUUUUUUUUUUUCUGUGCAGAAAAUGGAGAUGCUUUAAUUUCUUUAUUUUGUGUCACUGGUCAUUUAAAAUGCAUCUAGAACAUCUCUGGGUUUGUCAUGAUUUGCUGUGAAAUGUAAGCUCCCGAGGGCACAGAUGUCUGCUUCAUUUGCUUUUUAGAACACCAAGGAAAAGGGCCAUGAAUAAGUAGCUUCCCAAUCUGUUUACAUGCUGUCAUUGUAGAAUGGAAUAUAAACUAUGCCCCCUACUCAUAAGAAGGACUGCACUGCUUUACAUUCCGUAAGACCAGACGUAUAAAACAUUUUCACUAACGCAUUAUUGGAUGGCCUUCUAUGCAGUGCUUGGCAGAUACAUAGUGGUUUAUUUUAAUUUCAAAAUCAUAAUACUAGAUGACUUCCUAAAACAAAGACCUGACCUAUUAAAACAAAAUCCCAAAAAGCACGUCAGAAAAAAAAAGUCAUCUUUAAUUCCCAUGUAUAAUGCCAACCAUUUCCAAUAUCUCUGCACUUGCCUGUGUGAUUCAUUUAAAGAUCUUGUUGAUGAUACUAGUUAAAUGAUUUUUAAGACUUUCACAUUUUCUUUUCAUCUGUCAGUAAAUGAUGCCAUGUUGUUUCCAAGGAAGAAUCAUUGUCUUGCUGUUCUCCAAUGUUGUAAGUGCAAGGAAAGGGCUUGCCAAAAGUUGCCAGUGGCUUACUGUCUCCAAGGCAAGCCAUGGUUGCUAUGAGGGAAACUCUGAUCCGUCUUGUCCCAGUGCACUUGCUCUCUCGGAACCAGGUGACCUACCUCUGACUGUCUCCUCAGGAUUAUGUCACCCACCGAGGCAACUUUCUGUUUCAUUCGGUGAUGUCAAGAAACAAAACACCACCCUUGAAGUGAAUCAGUUGUGGAAAAUAGAGACUGGCUUUAUAUUCCCCGGCUUUGAUGUGCUUAGUAGUUCCUGUAAGAAUCUGCCUCUCUUUUGUUUUGAUUGACGAGACCUUCCCUCUAUAUUUGGGUAAGCAGGCAGCCUGAUAACAGAAGGGAGAGACACUUACCCAGGGCAAGCUCUCCUCGCUCGCUGCAACUUUCGAGAGCCUGGGGGGGGGGAGGUGCUCUACAAGAAGAGUUGACUCCAGCAAGAUCAGCAUGAAGCUGUCACAUCUUAUCCUUGCUGCCAUGGCCCUCCUCCUUCUGGGUGGCUAUGACCCUGUCCUCAGUACCUCCAGUGGGAACCUGCGAACUUUCGUGGGCUGUGCUGCAAGGGAGUUCACUUUCCUGGCCAAGAAGCCAGGCUGUAGGGGACUGCGGAUCACCACCGAUGCCUGCUGGGGCCGCUGUGAGACCUGGGAGAAACCCAUCCUGGAGCCUCCAUACAUCGAAGCCUAUCAUCGAGUGUGCACCUACAACGAGACCAAACAGGUGACGGUGAAGCUGCCUCACUGUGUCCCUGGGGUCGACCCCUUCUACACCUACCCGGUGGCUGUCCGAUGUGACUGCGGGGCGUGUUCCACUGCCACCACCGAGUGUGAGACCAUCUGAAGCCUGCGUAGUCUUCAGGUCCCAGCUGGUGGCUUGGGCCUCACAGAUCCACCCGUCCCACGAAUAUAUCUGCUCUAUCCCCUGCGUUUGAGUGCGGAUCAACUUGGGGCAGCCCAAGUUACCUGCCUUCCUCAGGCUUAGGCACAAGGUCCGGGUGCAGCGCGCUAAAAAAUGCAAAACAGAACUGGCCCUUCCCCAGAGUAAUCUGUCCGCUUCCUGUGUCCGAGAAUGAGGCUUUCUUUGCUUCACCUUUGGAACAUGAUUUGUAUAUUACAACCCUCGCUCAGUUUAGGUUGAUACUGUGUCAUUUACUUCAAGGAAUCGGAUAACAUGAAGCCACAGAAAGCCUUUAAAUUGCCCCAUUCUGCCAUUGAACUCCAACUGGAUUUAUGAUUAAAGGACAGAGUCUGAUCAAAACCAAAACACUUUCUUCCUUGCUCAAAAGGACACCAAAAGCUUCCAGUGUUCUUAGAGAGGGCUCCACUUCUCUUUCAACUGAGUGCUGAGUGAUUACCUAAACAAGAGGCAAAAGCAGCCCAGACUGUUGCAGAGAAGGUGUUUUGAUGUGGCUGAUUGCUCUUCCAGGCAAAAAAAAAAAAAAAAAAAAAAUUCUCUAAGUUCCCUUAGGAUCCUUACUAAAGGGUCCACUUGCCAAUUAAAGAACAAAACAAAACAAAAUAAAACAAAAUCCAAAGAGAACAAAAGCUCACAGAAUGCAAUUAGGAGCUAUCAUUUAGGUUUAAAAACACCAGAGAGUAAAUUGAUGUUUUGGGUGUUCUCCCGCAGCCACAGUGACGUGACCAGUCCCUCUGUAGUAUACCUUGAAUCUAAACGGCAAUUUCUUAGUUUCAGAAUCAUGAGUGUUUGUGGAGGGAAACACUGCCCUGCUGGCUUACAGGAGGCCAUUGUGGUCCUCCGGUGCUUGCUUUUUCCAAAACCUUACAGCAGCUGAUUCUGUGACCUUUUUUUCCUAAACUCCGAUAUCAUACAACUGUUUUUGCUUUUGGCAUUUGUGGGUUUUGAGCUUAACUUUGCUCUUUUUUCUUUUUUAUAAUAUGCCAGGAGCGUCUACACCGAUGGCAAUAAAGUGUGUUCCCCGUCAUCCGAGUUCACACAGUCUUUCAGAAAAGCCCUUUCAUUUUAUUUUGCUUGGUGUGACAAUAAAGGCACUUGGAAUGUU